Messenger RNA from Sinocyclocheilus grahami, 4871 nucleotides. Its product is annotated as alpha-actinin-4. The coding region runs from base 196 to 2886 and encodes 896 amino acids. The record is from RefSeq and is a predicted model, not a curated record. NCBI's taxonomy places the organism in Eukaryota, Metazoa, Chordata, Actinopteri, Cypriniformes, Cyprinidae. The transcript is spliced from 21 exons. Gene Ontology annotation, molecular function: calcium ion binding; protein binding.
CUCAGUGGGAGCGGCGCGUCUCCUACUCCAUUUUUGUCAGACGGGUGGAGGAACGCACUCUCGGCGGGGAGACUGUCAGUCCACGCAGCGGAUACUUCAUACCGAGCAACAAAGGCUUCGAGAGCGAUUACUGCAGGCUGUUUUCUUUUGGUUUUCGUUUAGGAAGAGUCUUGACGGUGCUCUCAGGUGUCUGACAUGGUAGAUUAUCACGCGGCGAAUAAUCAAUCCUUAUAUUCAGCGGGCGGACAGCAGAUCUACAUGGAGCAGGAGAACGACUGGGACCGGGACCUACUGCUGGACCCGGCCUGGGAGAAACAGCAGCGGAAGACUUUCACGGCCUGGUGCAACUCUCACCUGCGGAAGUCAGGAACGCAGAUCGACAACAUCGAGGAGGAUUUCAGAGAUGGACUCAAACUCAUGCUGCUCCUAGAGGUCAUCUCAGGGGAGAGGUUACCUAAACCUGAAAGAGGCAAGAUGAGAGUUCACAAGAUCAACAACGUCAACAAAGCGCUGGACUUCAUCGCCAGCAAAGGAGUCAAGCUGGUGUCCAUCGGUGCAGAAGAAAUCGUGGAUGGAAACGCCAAGAUGACUCUGGGAAUGAUUUGGACCAUCAUCCUCCGCUUCGCCAUCCAGGACAUCUCAGUGGAGGAAACCUCCGCUAAAGAAGGAUUGUUGCUCUGGUGUCAGAGGAAGACGGCUCCUUACAAGAACGUCAACGUUCAGAACUUCCAUAUCAGCUGGAAGGAUGGUCUCGCCUUCAAUGCUCUGAUCCACAGACACAGGCCAGAGCUCAUCGAUUAUGACAAGCUGAGAAAGGACGACCCAGUGACUAAUCUGAACAACGCUUUUGAAGUGGCAGAGCGAUACCUCGACAUCCCCAAGAUGUUGGAUGCAGAGGAUAUCGUGGGCACUCUGCGGCCGGAUGAGAAGGCUAUUAUGACGUACGUCUCCUGUUUCUAUCACGCCUUCUCAGGUGCUCAGAAGGCUGAGACAGCAGCUAAUCGUAUUUGUAAGGUGUUGGCGGUCAAUCAGGAGAACGAGCACCUGAUGGAGGACUAUGAAAAACUGGCCAGCGAUCUGUUGGAGUGGAUUCGUAGGACAAUCCCAUGGUUGGAAAACCGUGCUCCAGAGAAAACCAUGACAGAAAUGCAGCAGAAAUUGGAAGAUUUCCGCGAUUACCGUCGCGUUCACAAACCACCUAAAGUUCAGGAGAAGUGUCAGCUAGAGAUCAACUUCAACACAUUGCAGACCAAACUUCGUCUGAGCAACCGACCAGCCUUUAUGCCAUCUGAGGGACGCAUGGUGUCGGACAUUAAUGGUGCAUGGCAUAAACUGGAAGGGGCCGAGAAAGGCUAUGAAGAGUGGCUACUGAAUGAGAUCCGUCGUUUGGAGAGACUUGACCAUCUUGCAGAAAAGUUCCGUCAGAAAGCAGCCAUCCAUGAAAGCUGGACAGAUGGUAAGGAGGCCAUGCUAACACAGAAGGACUAUGAGACCGCAUCUCUGUCUGAGAUCAAAGCUCUCCUGAAGAAGCAUGAGGCAUUCGAAAGUGACCUUGCUGCCCACCAGGACAGAGUGGAGCAGAUUGCUGCCAUUGCACAGGAGCUCAAUGAGCUGGACUACUACGACUCCCCGAGCGUUAAUGCACGCUGUCAGAAGAUCUGUGAGCAAUGGGAUGCUCUGGGUUCCCUCACACAGAGUCGCAGAGAAUCUCUCGAGAGAACAGAGAAACAGCUGGAGUCUAUUGAUGAGCUGUACCUGGAGUAUGCCAAGAGAGCAGCACCGUUCAACAACUGGAUGGAGGGAGCCAUGGAGGACCUUCAGGACAUGUUCAUUGUACACAAUAUCGAGGAGAUCCAGGGACUGAUAACGGCUCAUGACCAGUUCAAAUCAACUCUUCCAGAGGCAAAUAAAGAGCGGGAAUCUAUUCAGGCCAUCCAUGCUGAAGUUCAGAAAAUCGCACAGUACAAUGGCAUCAAACUGGCUGGAAACAAUCCUUACACCACCAUCACCCCUCAGACCAUUGACAAGAAAUGGGAGAAGGUGCAGCAACUGGUUCCACAGCGUGAUCAGGCUCUUCAGGAAGAGCUCGCACGUCAGCAGUCUAAUGACCAUCUCAGACGCCAGUUUGCCAACCAGGCCAACAUGAUUGGACCAUGGAUCCAAAAUAAGAUGGAGGAGAUCGGGCGGAUAUCAAUUGAGAUGAAUGGAACGCUGGAAGAUCAGCUGACCCACCUCCGUCAGUAUGAGCAGAGCAUCAUUGAAUACAAACCCAACAUUGACCAACUGGAGGGAGACCAUCAGCUCAUUCAGGAAGCACUUAUAUUUGACAACAAAUACACUGCUUAUACUAUGGAGCACCUUCGUGUUGGUUGGGAGCAGCUCCUUACUACAAUUGCCCGCACCAUUAACGAGAUCGAGAACCAGAUUCUGACUCGUGAUGCUAAAGGCAUCAGCCAGGAGCAGCUUCACGAGUACCGCACGUCCUUCAAUCACUUCGACAAGAAGCGCACGGGGAUAAUGGACAGCGACGAUUUCCGCGCACUGCUCAUUUCCACUGGGAACAGCCUGGGUGAUGCCGAAUUUGGUCGUAUCAUGGGUAUUGUUGACCCCAACAACAGUGGAGCAGUGACCUUCCAGGCUUUCAUCGACUUCAUGUCAAGGGAAACAACCGACACAGACACUGCAGACCAGGUCAUCGCCUCAUUUAAGAUCCUAGCCGGAGACAAGAACUACAUCACAGCCGAGGAGUUGAGGCGUGAGCUUCCUCCUGACCAGGCAGAGUACUGCAUUGCCCGAAUGGCACCAUACACGGGCCCCGACGCGGUUCCGGGCGCUCUUGACUACAUGUCCUUCUCCACCGCCCUGUAUGGGGAGAGCGACCUCUAAGGGCCAACUCCAGAACUCCGGAGCAGUUCUCUCUCCUGCAUCGGUGCUGAUCUUCUCACAGACUAGAUAGAUGAGAGCGCUGGAUGGAGCCGCAUCUAUCUUUCUCUCAACCAUCCAGUCCUUAAAGAGAUCAGUGCUCCUGAGGAAGAGGAAGAUAUUUAAGAGUGUUGGAAAUGGGACUUCAUAGCACACCUGAGGGGGAGGGGGGAUAGAUGUUUGGGGGAAGGAGGGUACCAUGGCAUUGUGGGAAGAGCAAAUAACUGUUGAUGAAGCUUGCCACGCAUUGAGGGAUAGCCUUUUGGAUUCCGUGUUAAACAUGUCGGUCUUGGAGAGCUUAAGAAAAGAUGUAGGAUAAAAGGAAAGAGAAAAGUUUAAUAUUGCAGGUUCGGUGUCAAGGGAAGUGGGUGUGUGGUUUUGGACUGUAGCCACAGCUCAGGUUCUUUAAUCUUCCGUUUCCUCUUAAAAUGACAUGCGUAGUAUGAAAGGACUUGAUGGUGUUUUUCCAGCUUUCAAGUGAUUUCUCACCAGCUGAUGUUGAGCCGUUGGGCUCAUUAAAUUAGAAAAAAUAUUAAUUAUUAUUAAAUCUACUAGGUUGUUCUGUGAUGGAACUAAAGAGAGCUUAAAGAAUCAGCUUUGGCUUCAGUCUAUGCCUAAACACUUAACCUGCACCCUCUACCCAGGUGGGGAGGGCACAAGCUUUUCCAGUUAACAUGCUGUUUUUCUUUGUUUUAAUUAUGUUGUUUUCUUCCUAGAGUUGGUGGGGUGGGAGGUUUGGUUUGGGGUUGGAAUAUGUUAUUUGGCAUAUAGCAAGGCUGUAUAUCGUAGGAAAAUGGACAGAAUGAAGUGUUUUGAUAGGGAAUUUGUGACAUGCCCUCUUAACCCAUUUUGCUGGAUCGGUGGAACUCUUUGAAAAUCCAACCUCAGCUUUUUCCUCCCCUUUUUAUUUCUUUCCUCCCAAGCAAUUGAGUUAGCGGGUUUCUACGCUGUACAUACUUAUUUUCCAGUACACAGAACUCCUGGGACUACCCAUGGCGGUCACACUGGGCUUCAGGUCAUAAGCAAAGAUUAUAAAAUGAGCAGUUUCACCCCUGCGGAGUACUGUAGGCAGGCUUGGGUAGCUACAGGUUUGUUUUUAAGGGGUUGAAGAAUGAAGCUACAAAAAUACCCAGUCGAUUUGUUGUUUUCCUUCCCCGAUCAACCAUACAGCAUUCUCUUAUUGACUCCCUGACUCAAGUAGACAUGUCCCUUAAGGAUUUAUUAACUGAAAAUAAUGUCCAUCUGCCAUCCAUCUCUAAUCAUUUCUCAGAUAUUACUAAAUGUCCAUGUGAGAGCUUCAGUGGUGAUGUGAGCAGCAUAGCCUUGUAGUGACCCUCCACUAGAGCCUAUGACUACACAGCUGCUGAAUCAACAGUGGAAAAGAGAAUUUUAUAGUCAGAAAUAAGUACAAAUGUGCCUGGUAGUUGCAGGUUGCUCUCUCUCCCACUCAUUUCCCCUUUCCUUUUGUUGUGCACUCGUUUUUCUCUUUCUACAGGGAGGGGCAGGGACCCAAUGUACAGCUCUGGAGGUUGGGGGAAGGAGUGGGAGAGCUGAAGUCUUAAUGAACAUUCCAUUAUGUCUUAAUUAAAAUUAAAUUACUGUCUAACAAAUCUAUGCAAUCAUGUAUCCAAUACCAACCAUGCUCUGUAAUGAACGGCGGGGGUGAUUUGCAAUCGGAAGUGUUGAAUUCAAGUGAGAACAAAUUAAGGGUAGAGGGAGGGAAAAGGGUUGGUCAGAUGGGCUUCAUAAGAUUUGAACAGACUUGGACCAAAAGCCUCCCCUUACGUCUGCAAAGUUGAAUAAAAGCAUUUGGAAUUCUGAUUUAUUUUUCUUUUGUACUCUUUAAUAUCAAGCGUUAUCUGCUGUACUGGAAAUUUGCAAAAACUGCUUUCUGUCUCGAGAUGAAAAGUAAAUUUCACAUGCACACAUAAAGUUUCCUUAUAAAAUAU